AUGUCCGCCUUAGAUAUCAGAAUCCCUCUCAACAACGGCACUUCCAUUCCCGCCGUGGGAAUGGGCACUGUCUGUCCUGAAGACAAAAAGGGUCCGUUCAAAAAAGCUAUUGUCACUGCGAUUGUGGACGCCGGUUACCGUCAUCUUGACACCGCUUGGUUUUACGGUGUGGAGGAAGAUUUGGGCGAUAUUUUACAGGAAUUGUUCCAGGAGGGCAAGAUUAAGAGAGAAGAGCUGUUCAUCACGACCAAGUGCUGGCCUUCGUUGUGGAACAACCCGGAGAAAUCUUUGAACGACUCGUUGAAGAGUCUCAAGCUGGACUAUGUGGAUCUGUUUCUGCAACACUGGCCGCUCACGUUCAAGUCGGACGCCAAUGGCCAGCCUCCGGUUCCUAGGGACGACAAUGGCAAGGUUAUCUUUGACGAUGGCGAUUUCCUAGACACGUACAAGAAGAUGAUCGACAUUUACAAAAACACCGAUAAGGUCAAGGCGAUCGGUGUUUCCAACUACAGCAUCGGCAAUUUGGAAAGAUUGCUCAAGGAAACCGAUGUAGUUCCUGCAGUCAACCAGUUCGAGCUACACCCUCAAUUGCCAUUGCAGGACCUCGUGGACUUCUGUCAGGACCACAAGAUUGUCGUUGAGGCUUACAGUGCUUUUGGCUCUGGCGGAGCACCGGUCACUAAAUUGCCAUUGGUUAAUGAGUUGGCUAAAAAGUACAAUGUUACUCCAGCAGACAUCUUGAUCAAUUACCACACUGUCUCUGGCCGUGUUGUUCUCCCUCGUUCUCAGAACCCUGAGAGAAUCAAGAAAGGUUACCCAAAAGUGCCAUUGACCAAAGAGGACCUUGAGAAUCUGGCCGAGAUCGGCGAAUUGAAGCCAACUCGGUACAUUAAGGAGGACUGGGGAAAAGACAUCGGUAUGCCUUACUGGUGA
Molecule: messenger RNA, 933 nt
Organism: Ogataea philodendri
Lineage: Eukaryota; Fungi; Ascomycota; Pichiomycetes; Pichiales; Pichiaceae
Exons: 1
Coding region: 1-933 (310 amino acids)
Cellular component (GO): cytosol
Molecular function (GO): aldose reductase (NADPH) activity
Source: RefSeq, a predicted model, not a curated record